AUGCUUAUCGGAGGUACAGUCUCCACUCCUCCGGCUUCUCUCCGGUUAAGGUCCACCCUGAACCCACAAAACGCAGUCUCACAGUCAUCGCAAGCGGCGUUUCCGUCGCCGGUCCCACGACAGCCGGCGAGCUACUCGAUCACCGACGAUGAUUUAAAGUCGAGAGGCUUUCUCUUCCGCCGAACGGCGGAGGGACUGAACCUAGAUCAGCUGAAUUCGGUCUUCGUGGCCGUGGGGUUCCCACGGCGAGACACGGCGAAGAUCGAGGUGGCGCUGCAGCACACCGACGCGAUGCUGUGGGUGGAGUACGAGAAAACGCAGCGGCCGGUGGCGUUCGCUAGGGCGACGGGAGACGGAGUUUUCAACGCAAUCAUAUGGGACGUGGUGGUGGAUCCGUCGUUUCAGAAUCUGGGGCUCGGGAAGGCGGUGAUGGAGCGGCUGGUCGAGGAUUUGCAGAGGAAAGGGAUCUGUAACAUUGCUCUGUAUUCGGAGCCCCGAGUUCUCGGGUUUUACCGCCCGCUCGGGUUCGUCUCCGACCCGGAUGGGAUCCGAGGAAUGGUUUUUAUCCGUAAACAGAAGAACAGGAAAUGA
Messenger RNA from Microthlaspi erraticum, 591 nucleotides. Lineage: Eukaryota; Viridiplantae; Streptophyta; Magnoliopsida; Brassicales; Brassicaceae. The record is from the annotation of a GenBank genome assembly.